Blastomyces dermatitidis ER-3 is the source of this 2642-nucleotide messenger RNA. Its product is annotated as Ser/Thr protein phosphatase. The record is from RefSeq and is a predicted model, not a curated record. Bases 197 to 2146 code for a protein of 649 amino acids. NCBI's taxonomy places the organism in Eukaryota, Fungi, Ascomycota, Eurotiomycetes, Onygenales, Ajellomycetaceae. The transcript has 2 exons. Gene Ontology annotation, molecular function: hydrolase activity. Gene Ontology annotation, biological process: nucleotide catabolic process. Gene Ontology annotation, cellular component: cytosol.
UGGGGGUGACAUCAGCCGCAACAACCCUAACUACCAGAAAUAUUCUGUACGGAAGUAUAUCAGAUAUCAGAUCUCUAUCUAACCACAUCGAGUACAUAUACGGAGUACAGACAGCAAAGCUCGUUUAUUGUAUCUAAUAUAUAGUUAGAAAUAUUCAGUUAUGUCAUUAUAGUCUUAGCUACUUACACGAGCAGUCAUGCACUCGCUAUUCUUGGCCCUGCUGGGGCUCUCCGGCUCCGCCCUGUCGGCGCAACCCGCCGCUCCCAACCCCAUUCCGGCCCCGAUGAGGAAUCUCACCUUUGGCCAGCUUAAUUUCCUCCAUACAACUGAUACACAUGGCUGGCUUGCUGGUCAUCUUCGAGAAGCUUCAUACGCCGCCGACUGGGGAGACUACAUCUCAUUCGCCAAUCAUAUACGUGAAAAAGUCGAAGCCGAGGGACAUGAUUUACUGCUCAUAGACACCGGCGACAGGAUAGAAGGAAACGGUCUCUACGACAGCUCGGAGCCAAAGGGACUCUAUACCGCGGACAUCUUCAAGCAACAACGUAUCGACGUCAUCUGCUCCGGCAACCAUGAGCUGUAUCAAAAGAACUCAUCCGUAGAUGAGUACCUAAUCACAGUCCCCAAUUUUAAAGGCAACUAUCUCGCCUCUAAUAUCGAUAUCACGAAUCCCCACUCGGGAGAGCGCGUCCCCCUCGCCCCGCGUUUCAGGAAGUUCACCACAGAAAAGCAGGGCAUACGCAUCAUAGCGUUUGGCUUCUUAUUCGAUUUCAAACAAAACUAUAAUAAUACCGUCGUACAACCCGUGGAAGACACCGUCAAGGAACAAUGGUUCCAAGACGCCAUUCGCGACAAAGAGGUCGACCUCUUCCUCGUCAUUGGACAUGUUCCUGCCGAAUCGAAGGAAUUCUUAGCCAUCUACAAAGCGAUCCGUGGCAUGCAUUGGGACACCCCGAUCCAGUUCUUCGGAGGCCAUCACCAUAUCCGAGACUAUAUCAAGUACGACGAGAAGGCAUAUGGAAUGGCCAGUGGCCGGUUCAUGGAAACAAUCGGCUUCGCUUCCAUCAGCGGCUUAUCCACAGGAAACAAGAAGUCACCGUCCGCCGCAGCCACCCCAUCCUUCACCCGCAAAUACAUUGAUAAUAACCUCUGGUCCUUCUACCACCAUACCGGCCUCAACGAAACCACCUUCCCCACAGAACAUGGCAAGAAUGUCUCCAAAAUGAUCGAAGAGGCUCGCCACGCCCUAAACCUCGACCACAUCUACGGCUGCUCGCCCAACGACCUGUGGAUGUCGCGCGUGCCAUACCCGCACAACGAAAGUAUAUAUACCUGGCUAGAGACGCAGGUUUUGCCGGACAGCUUUCGUCCAGCACUACGCGCUAACAAGACCGGUAUGGCAAUCGUAAACACCGGUGCGCUCCGCUUCGAUAUCUUCAAGGGCCCCUUCACGCAAGAUUCGGCCUACAUCCUAUCGCCCUUCAUAUCCGGCUUCCGCUACGCCAAGGACGUGCCGUAUAGCAAAGCGAAGCAGGUCCUGGAGGUCCUAAAUCGGCAGAUGAAAAUCCUCGCAGCCAUGCCGCAGUCGACCGUGUCGGCAUCCUCGUUCCUCUCCCCUCCCGAGCAGCAGAGGAUAGCUCAUGAUGUCAUCGUCAACGACGACGGGAACGGCCGGCACCACGCAGGAAAAAUCCAGCUAUCUGCGCCAGGUCAAAUCCCACUCUCCUCGCCUAGAGACGACGAUGACAAUGAUGACGAUGAUGACAACAAGAAACCAAUCCUCACCGACAUCCCGGGCUACACCACCAAAGACGACGCCGGCGACGACGGCGACGACACAAUCCACUCCCCCAUAAACUUCUACCGCAUGCCGAACUGCUUCUCAGCUCUUAUCCCCCCCUCCGCAUCCUCAUCCCCGUCCUCAUCCCCAUCCUGGUCCACAUCCACAGACGUAAAAGCCCACACGGCAGACCCAGAAACCGUCGACCUCGUCUACGUCGACUUCAUUGAGCCAUGGAUGGAUCUGGCGUUUCAGUACGUGGGCCAUGCCAUUGAUAUUCGGAGGGAUACAGAGGUUAUUUUGGCGGGGGAGACGUUGACGACUAUUAUUGUUCGGUGGGUGGAGGAGAAUUGGAAGUGUAAGUAAGGAGGGGGAGGCGUAGGGUUGGUAAGUAGGAAGAAAUGAAGAUAUCUUUUAAUGUUUUGGGCUCUUUUUUUGGUUGGGGGUUUCGGGGUUGCCCAGCGUUUUUUAGUUAGUAUUCAUGGUUAUGUUUCGUUUUGGGAAGAUAGAGAUAUAUAUAUACAUGUUCAUGUUGGAUUUAUGGCAUCUUAGGUACGAUUGAUAUAGUUCGGCCGUUUUGGGAUUCUUUAGCCCCAUAAUAUAGUUUGGUUUACAGAUACAGAACUUUAUGAUUGCAAAGAGCGGGUUCUAUUAGAGAGAGAAUGGAUAGGCGUGUGUCCAUGGCUGCACUUUCUUUCCACACUGGUUUCUGUUCCUCUAUUUGGCCUUCAUUCCGGACUAUAGAAGAUAGCUAGCUAGUAACAGACUCGUGCAUUUUCUUCAUGUAUUUAUUAUAUACAAUCCACAUAAAAAUUUACAAAAGUAUAGAAACAAACACCAAGGUGUAAAGAACAGCCUUCCU